AUUUACAGUUUGUUCUCCCGCUAAUGUAUUCAUUGGAAAAUAGAUAGCUGAGGGCUUCCGCCAUACAGCCUUGCCCCUUUGGACUCUGUUUCUCACUUACAUAACUAUAUGCCUGGCUGCACUUUCUGUCAGAUAAAAUGCAUUUAUGAUUGGAAAACACGUUUUUCACUGUUGUGUUCUAUGUUCACUUUCAUACCCUUGAACUUUAGCUCAGUGUUAUAAAUAAGGCCCUUAUAAACACUAAAACCUUGUAUUUUACCCAGCCACUCCAUGCUCUCAGUCAGUGGCCAUAGUCUUUGGCAAUUUUAAUGAAUUUAUGUCAUCCUAAUAAAGAUUACAUCAGGUGUGAUUGGAAAAUGUAACAUAUCAGUCACUGAGCUGAUUUUCUGGAAGGUUGCAGGGGCUGAUAUCCAGCUUGAAGGUUAGCCAUGGAGUGGACAAGAGUGGCCCUUGUUGCUUUGUUUCUGCUGGUAACUCUGGGAUCCUCAAGAGCCAAGGUUGAGGAGGAGGACCCUGAAUUCUGGAGGUCAAAGGCUAAGCAGACUUUACAAUCAGUACUAGACAGGAAGCUGAACAACAAUGUUGCCAAGAACAUCAUGCUCUUCCUUGGGGAUGGAAUGGGAAUUACAACCUACACUGCUGCCCGUAUCCUCAAGGGACAGCUGCAGAACCAGACUGGAGAAGAGACGGUGAUGACCAUGGACACCUUCCCACAUGUGGGGCUGGCUAAGACCUACAGUGUAGACUUCCAGAUUCCAGACAGCGCAGCCACGGCCACAGCGUAUUUGUGUGGAGUAAAAACUAACCUGAACACCGUUGGAGUCAGUGCAGCUGUUCGCAACGGGGUCUGCAUGACUCAGAAGGGGAAUGAGGUCACCUCUAUCAUGAAAUGGGCUAAAGAUGCAGGUAAGUCUGUGGGCAUUGUGACGACCACCCGGGUGCAGCAUGCCACCCCAGCAGCCACCUACGCCCACAGUGCCAGCAGGAAGUGGUACAGCGAUGCAGACAUGCCUGACGUGGCCAAGAAGGACAACUGCACUGACAUUGCAUUCCAGCUAAUCAAAAACAUAGACAUCGACGUGAUCAUUGGUGGAGGCAGAAAGUACAUGACACCUAGGGGCAUCAAGGACCCAGAGUACCCUGGUGAUAUAUUUUCCUGGGGUACAAGAAGAGAUGGACGAAACCUAAUCCAGGAGUGGCAGAGCAUGAAAACAGGAAAGGUAGCCCACUAUGUAUGGAAUAAAACUGAUUUUGAUGCUGUUGACCCUGAAGCUACAGACUACCUCAUGGCUCUGUUUGAACCCGGGGAUCUGCGUUAUGAGGUAGAGAGGGACCCAAGCAUGGAUCCGUCCAUUGUUGAGACCACAGAAAAGGCCAUCCGGAUCUUGCAGAAAAACCCAAAAGGUUUCUUCCUGCUAGUGGAGGGGGGGAGAAUCGACCAGGCCCACCAUGCAGGUCGGGCUUACAUGGCUCUCCAUGAGGCUGUGGCUUUCGAUGACGCCAUUGCCAAAGGACUCAAUCUAACCAAAGAGGAGGAAACUCUUACUAUAGUGACAGCCGACCACUCCCACCCUCUCACCUUGAAUGGAUUCCCUUUUCGAGGUCAAAGCAUUCUGGGUAAAUCCCCUCUGUGGGGUACAGACUUUCUACCUUACACCACGCUGAUGUACGGCAAUGGACCUGGUCACAAAAUCAUUGACGGCAAGCGCCCUGACAUCCGCAAUGUCACCACCAAAGAUAAAGACUACGUCCAGCUUUCUGCCGCCCCCUCAGAUUCCACCACCCACAGCGGGGAGGAUGUUGCAGUGCUGGCCCGUGGACCCAUGGCUCACCUCUUCAGUGGGGUCCAGGAGCAAAAUUACAUUGCCCAUGCUAUGGGCUACGCUGCCUGUGUGGGUGCUGACAUGAGGCACUGCCAGGGGUAGGCGUUACCACCUGUAAACCCCCCCAACAGGUCUUGGGCAGUUCAGCCUUCAGCAGCUCUGUUCAGCAGUCUCCUCAGUUUGCUGCUGGCCUUAACCAUACUCAUGUAACACCCCCACUCCCCGAGUGACAAAUUUAUUACACGACCUUAAUGAGUUGUGGCCUAAAUAAGUACUAUAUUAAAUUAUACUAAUGUAUUAUCAAGAUGUAAGUCAGUCUCAUGCAUUUUGCCAUUAUUUAAACAAUAAUAUUAUGAAUCAGAUGUGAUUCUUAUUCUUUCUUUUAAAAAAUCAGUUGUUAUAGACUCAAAAAGCCCAGAGGUCCAACUGUGUCUCAGCACUUUGACUUAUUUUCACCCUCAGAUAAGGACAUGUCAAACCUAAACAUGAAGUGUCAUGUCCAGGGAAACCUUAGCUCUGACUUGCUGGGUCUCAGGCUCUUAGCUAGUGCAAUAUUCCAUCUUUCAUAUGUUUCUCUGUCCAGGAGUCUAGACUUGCGGUCUCCACAACUGGCCUGGGUGGCUCUAAGGCUCUAAGGGAUGAGAGCAGGCAACAGGUGUCUGUACAACAAACUUGGGUGUUUGGAUGAAAUGAGUGUUUUUGAUCCCCAUCUCAAUACUAUAGCCGAUAGGUGAAAGGGCACUUAUAAUUGUAAGUCUCAGUCCCAAGGGAACAGAAUCUCUUCUGGUGUAAAGAAAAAUAUUUUCUUAGGAAAGAUAUGUAGAAAAACAAAGGGUUUCCAGAGUGCUGCAGGGAAACAGUCUCCUGAAAGUUGCAGGCAGACAGUCUUAGGCUAUGUUGACAAAAAUAGCGAAAUAAAUUUCAGCAGUCACACUUGGACCAGGUGAUCAGACGGAACUGUAAAGGUUUACACUGAGGACCCGUAAAUUAAGCCAUGACACAGGAGCAAGCUAAAAAUCAUUAGAGGGUAUAAACUUGGCCGAUCACAAGGAGAUAGAUGAGAGCAAGGAAAAACUGCUGGCUCUCUAUUAGGAGAAGGCGGUCAAUAAUCUGGCAGAGAGGCAGAGGCUGGGGAGAGCUUAUGAAGUACUACGCUCAGGUGAAACAGAGAGGCAAUUAGGGAUGGCACAGGUGGGCUGAAUGAGAAUGAUUGAAAUGGAGAGACAAGGCAGAAAGAGCGUGGAGACAUGAAAACAGAAAUCCCAGGCAUGGUGUGACAAAAACUUGAAUCAUUACAGGAACACCAUAACUGCUUAUUAAGAUGGAAGCGGAGCUUCACACAUCUCACUUUUUUAUUUCUUCUUCUUCUCUGACAUGGCAUUGAGGUGUCUCGCUUUUAAAAUCCUGCUGACUUCCUGAAAUUUUCCACUAUAUCUUGUGACAGCUUCAACAGUGAGAAAACAAACUUGGAAGAUGAAGUGUUUCUAAGGACACAUUCAAUAUGAUGUUUUUGGGAACAAAUGUGUCAAAACCAUCUGCUAACUUUAUCAAGGAUGGAAAUAUUUCAGCACAUUAUCCCAGAAAAACCCUCUAUUAAAACUCUCUUAAACGCCUUCCACAUGAGAGUCAAAGGUGUGACAAUAAUUACUGGUGACAAGCAGAGCUAUAACAUAAUACGAGAGAAUUAUUUAACCAUCUUAACUCUGAAUAAUAAAGGAAAAGAGAGAGACAUCAGCUUUCUUUAUCAGUUCAAGGUCUUUUCUCUGUCUCCCUGAACCUAGAAUUAGAAACAAACAGUCUGUACUGACCUGGGGAAAAAGUGUCUCAUCUGAAUGAACCUUAAUCUGCUCAGUAUAUUGGCUGAUAGGUACAAAAAAAAACAUUUGCAGGUAGAAGGAAAAUACUCAGAUUGUUUACCAUAAAAAAAAUGUAUCAGGAGUGGCUGUGAUGCAGAAAACAAUUGGUUUGGAUCAUAAUACAACCACACUGAUUCACAAAUAAAAAGGUGUCCUUACCUUACCUUGUUUUAAGUCCAUAUCCAAACUUUGUCCUAAAACCUUUUACACUGACAAGAUGUCCAACUAAUAUCAACAACUGGUCUGGAUAGCUUUUUCCCUUAAGUGAAAACAUCAUUGGAAAAUGGCAUUUUUGUAUUUACAUCUGGUUCUCUUUGUCUGAUAUUAAUAUUUGUUUGAUAAUAUACAACAUUUAAAUGUUACAAAAACCAAAACCACAAAUCUGUAAGAAGACAAAUACCUUUUAUUCCUAUAACAUAAUUCUGUUUGGAUAUUUUACCAUUUCUUUUGGCAGACAUAUUAGAGUUUAUUUAAAUAUGUUGGUUUCCUGCUGUGCCCUGGUUUUUCAACAAAGUCCAAAAAAUGUCAGUAGGGUUGAGGUCCUUCCAGAGGCCAAAGGUUAGUUGCAUCAUCCAAUCCAAAAUGAGUUCCUAUAUGGAUUUGACCUAAACUGUCACCCUCAGAUUAAAUACAAUAUUGAUCAAGAUGAUCAGGACCAACCCAGGAACCACCAAGGUGAAAAAUCUGCCAUCAACUGAAAACUUUUGGUAAACCAGCAACACUUUCCACAGUGAAGCAAGUUUAACAUCAACAUGGACAGAGUCAGUGCAGACCAGGAAAAAAGCAUCUGCACCUUUAAAUAGUUGGAAUUUGUAGCAGCCCGUGCAGAUGAGUCAAAUGUCAACUGUGCAUCUGGAGGAAGCUUUUUAAGGUUGAGACAAAAAUUUAGCUAUUUAACCAGAGUAACACAGAAUGUUUAAAAGAGUCAGCAAAGUGAUGUUAGCAUCAUACUAAAGGUUUAUUUUGCUGCCAGUGGCUCUACUUCCAAAUACCUUCACCACAUAUUGGUAGAAAUAUAAUAUACACACUAAAUUUAUAUGAUUAAAUAAUUUAUAGAUGUGAUGUAAAAUGCAUGUAGGACCAGUGAAGCUGACUAAUAAGAUUUUAGUUGCAGUAGGUUAUAAUUUUCCAACCUGUGAUGCAACAGGCGUCCAAGUAUGGCUCCUUUUUGCUUUGAUCCUUUCCUCCAUUAUCUACUGUGCUAAUUAAGGUUUGAGGCGGCGUGUUUCAUGAUAUCACCACGGCAGUCCAUUAAUAAUGCAAAAUAUUUAAAGUUUGUCUAUUUUUAUCUGUGACAGAUUGUAGUAAUUAUUCUGAACAUCUGGUGGGGAUUGGAGUUUGUUAAGCCUGAUUUGGACUCUUCUUGAGCUCAUUUAGCCUGGCCAGAGGCCCUCAUCAUGUUUGUUUCAGAUCCUCAUCUUUUACACAGGGACUCAGUCAUAGAUCAGAUAGUGGAGAAAAGCUUCACUUGGAGACAUAUUAAUAGAUGUAUAAAUGUAUAAAUACAAAAGGUGACAUAAACAUUGUGUGUUAAAGAGACAAAAACACAGAGAAUUAUUCAAGAAAUGCAUUAAACUUCACCUUCAGA
Molecule: messenger RNA, 5267 nt
Organism: Girardinichthys multiradiatus
Lineage: Eukaryota; Metazoa; Chordata; Actinopteri; Cyprinodontiformes; Goodeidae
Gene: alp3
Product: alkaline phosphatase 3
Exons: 11
Coding region: 429-1925 (498 amino acids)
Biological process (GO): dephosphorylation
Cellular component (GO): plasma membrane
Molecular function (GO): alkaline phosphatase activity
Source: RefSeq, a predicted model, not a curated record